This is a messenger RNA of Candidozyma auris, 2622 nucleotides long. RefSeq lists its product as uncharacterized. Lineage: Eukaryota; Fungi; Ascomycota; Pichiomycetes; Serinales; Metschnikowiaceae. The transcript has a single exon. Gene Ontology annotation, cellular component: plasma membrane. The record is from RefSeq and is a predicted model, not a curated record. The coding region runs from base 1 to 2622 and encodes 873 amino acids. Gene Ontology annotation, biological process: protein localization to plasma membrane.
AUGCGUAUUGUACCGCAGCACAAGCACCAGAAACUCAUUUUGCAGUGCUACCCGCCGGGCAAAAUCCCCGACAAGAAACCCAACCCGCUGGAGCUCAGCUACCUCCUCUACUAUGCGCUGACAAGAAGAAUCAAGUUGGUCAAGGUGGUGGACUUUUUGGCGGCCAAGACGAAAAGAGACGUCAAAGGCGGCAAAACUGGCAAUCUUCAGGUCACCUUGGGGAUCAUCCUGGCGUUAAUUGAGAAAUGUAACGAUAACUUGAACGCUUUUGCUGCCCAGGUGGUGUCGAUUUUGUCCUCCAUUCUCUCCGUCAAGGAGUUACCUCUUUGCAAGUCGCUCGUGUCGACCUAUGGCGUGUUGUGCAGCAAGUUGGACGGCGGCUUGUUUACAGGUGACAAGCUGUUCGUGGAGAGCUUCACCCAGUUCACCGAACACUUCAUCAACACGGGGGUCUCGCAGCUGAACGGCUCCCCCACCAAUAAGCUGGAGUGGCGACUCGUGGCGCUCUCUACGUCCAAACACGUGUUCAACUGCUUGGGCUUCAACUCCCGCUUGUCCCAGAAGUUCAUUUCGUUGUGUGUUCCUUUGUUGGCGCAGACGGUGCUCCUGAACCCGUCGCAGUCGAACUUGUUGACUCGCUUGAACAGCAACUUGAACGUGGAUGGUGACGAGAAGUUCCACAUCUUGAACAGAGUCGUGACAGCAAGAACGGCCCAGCAGGCGAAGGCCAUCGAGGAGCGCUUGGAAAGUGACUCUGUUUCCGAUGAAGAUCUCAACGAGGAGGCCUUGGCUGGCUUGAGAGUGCUUUUCAACACGUCGUUGUCCACGCAGAUCUCGGAGGCUACAAAUACCGUGGUGGAGUUCAACUUCAAGAACUCCUCGCAAACCGAGGUAGACGACUGGGGCACCACUUUCUUGGAGAUGUGUGCGUCGUGGAUCCCAGUUCAGUUGCGUUUCAUUGCCUUGCUGACACUCUUGCAUCGUUUGAGUGCAUUGUCCGAGAAGACUGACUCCAACACUAAGAACUAUAACGUGUUGGUGCACACCGCCAAGUCGGUACUUGGUCUCGUUUCUUCCAACUUCAACAUGAUCGGGCUUUCCAUUUCCGAUGUGAUUCAGCAGUUGCUCACUUUGCAAACAAACUUGUACUUACUGUUGGCAGACUACUUGUCGUCUGACCAGGUGAAGCAGUUGAGCAAGAUCUACAGUGAGUGUGUGUGCAACCUUUCUAGUCACAUUUACUACUACGAUCAGGUGCAAGACUCUAUCGAGGGCAUCCUCAUGCAAGUUGACUCUGUCAUGCUCCACGUUGAGUCCAGCAAAAUCAACAGAGUUCACGAUUUGGUUGCUGUCUUGCUCGACAACAUCUCCAAGGUGAUGAACUUGUUGACUCGCAAGUCUAGUUCCAUCACGAGAAAUGAAGCAACAUUGGAGAACUGGGACUUAGGUUUGCAAUUGCUCACAUUGGAGAAAAGCUACGAAGAUUUUGCCCUGGAGGCAUCUGCUGAACAAAAAUCCUCUCUUGAAUCGAAGUUCUUGCAGGUGUUCAGUGAGUUUUUGAAGAUUGAAUUCUUGAAGGAGGGUGCUAAAGACUCUCCUAGAGCAUCUUCUCCAAAGGCCGGUUACACUGAGGAAAAUGUCCUGACAGAAGGUCCCGAGCGUUUCCUUACUCCAGAUUACAACGAGUACAUCAGUCACCCACAGAACUUCCUUAACAACAUACUUGUUCAUUCGAACGAGUACCUUUCGGCCCCAAGUAGUCCAUCUGUGACCAAGUCGCUCUUGAAGACUUUACAAACUUUGCUUUCUGUCACUGGGAUCAACUUUGUGCACAAUUUCAUCCCCAUGUUUCUGCACUGGCAGCUCCUUGGAGGUGCUGCAUCUCCUGUUGAGAUAGAGAAGGACAAGUUUGCGUACCUGUUGUUGAAGUCCCUGGUGGAAGUCCUCAAUGAGAAGUAUGCCACUCAGUUGAAACGUGACAUCACCAAGCUGACGUUGUGGGAGGCAAUCACUCAGGAUUUGGAUGAAAGGAGAGCUAGCGUCUCUGAUGAUUCUAUUCUGGGAAGCUUGACGAACAGAGUCAGUCAACAAAUGAUUUAUGAUUUCUUUGAGACUACACCAUUAAGCGAAUACAUCAAUCCACAAAAGUCGGUAUCACUUGACUUGAGCCAAAUCCACCAUUCUCAUGAUGGGCGUGAUAAUAAGUUGGCCAAGACUGACAACAACUCAGACCACUUUCAAGAUUCUCGUGACAGACAUGGUAGCAGUGCCACCAAUACCAACGGCCAUGCCCACGGGCUUGGGUCUGCCAAUGAUAUCUCGUCCAUCCAUUCUGGCCUUGCCCAGAGUCCAACCAAGAUAAAUGGCACCGUUGACACACAGACAUCGCUCAAUUCAAAUAAUCUGUACAAUUUGCAGCAGACGAACUACAGAUAUUCGUUGCUUCCGAAAGUUUCUGAACUCAAGAACACUGUCUCUGGGCAAGUUCCAGACGCUCGGUUUCUGUUCCAACAAGACAGUAGUACACCCAGAUCAGUACUUAACAAGCAUAGCGCAUCGAAGGAUAUGAAUACGAUCCUCCGGUCGCUUUCAACCGAAGAGGACAAUGAUAUUGUUGUCUGA